Molecule: messenger RNA, 234 nt
Organism: Necator americanus (New World hookworm)
Lineage: Eukaryota; Metazoa; Nematoda; Chromadorea; Rhabditida; Ancylostomatidae
Exons: 2
Coding region: 1-234 (77 amino acids)
Source: RefSeq, a predicted model, not a curated record
AUGCUGCCAAAAAGUUUGAUACUUAUUGGUUUUGUUCUCGUCUCGCUGUCAGAUGCGCAACAGUUCUACAAUCCAUGGGAAGGGCUCAAGUUACUUCCACAGUUCCCCACUCAAGCACCGUCUUAUAUGAAUUACUACAAAGGUUAUGGCUAUGAAACUGAUGAUAAGGGGAAUGUUUGGGCGGGCAACGAUGCGGCUAAAAUUAUGAUUAUUGCGAAGUCAUCGUAUCCAUAG